UUUCAACUUCAACCUUAAAAUUUUGGUCUCCCAAGACCCCACUUCUUCACUUUCAAGUCACCAUCUUCCCCCUACCUGAGGUCGCUCUCUUGCUUGCUGCAACCCAAAAAAGAAAGAAGAAGAAGAAAAUAUAUUCCUUCUCCUCCUCCUGUCCUUUUUCACUCAGAUCCUCCUUCUACACACUCGGGUUUUCAACUCCUAUACAGAUCAUAUUCCUGCAUCGGAAACUAUGGCUGCUUCAGGAAACCCAAAUCAAGCUAUCUCCUUUGACGUCCAGAAAUUAUUCAAACCCACUGGAACACCAAACCCAUCUCUGCCGGUGACAAGCCCACACCCACCACCUGACCCUUCUUUUUCUACGUCUUCCUCUUCCUUUCCCCCGUCUUCUCCUCGGUUUUUUCAUCCUCAGUACCAACAAUUCUACAUGCCUCCUUCGACCACCCCCACCGCCCUCCACAAUUUCCUUGUUUCGUCUCAAGUUGCUAAAUCCGUGUCUUACCCUUCACCGCCGCUGAAUCCUUUCAAUGCAGGCAAUCAAAUUCUCGCCCUCAUCAACUCUUCUCCGCAAAACCCAGAAUUCCCGCAUCGACCACACCAGCAGCUACCUCCACCGGAAUUUAUGUAUCAUGGAGGUGCAAAUGUGGGUCCCUUCAGGGUGCCGAGUGGCAAGCUACCCAGGGGAAGGCGCCUGGCUGGCAGCCAUGUCACGUAUGACGUGGACGUGAGAAUUCUCGGGGAGGUCAAGCCUCAGCUCGAGGUCACGCCGAUAACCAAGUACGGUUCUGACCCCCAGCUGGUGUUGGGGAGGCAGAUUGCGGUCAAUGAGUCCUACAUUUGUUAUGGACUUAAAGGAGGGAACAUUCGUAUUCUUAACAUGAACACCGCCCUGAGAUCAUUGCUCCGUGGGCACACACAGAGGGUCACGGACAUGGCUUUCUUUGCUGAGGAUGUUCAUCUUUUGGCUAGUGUGAGCUUGGAAGGAUGUGUUUAUGUAUGGAAGAUAACUGAAGGCCCAGAUGAAGUAGACGAAUCACGAAUUUCAGGGAAGAUUGCUAUUGCUGUUCAAAUAUUAGGAGAUGAAGAAUAUGUGCACCCACGAGUUUGUUGGCACAAGCACAAACAAGAAGUUUUGGUGGUGGCUACUGGAAAGUGUGUUCUGAGAAUUGAUACUACAAAAGUUGGGAAGAAUGAAGUCUUUUCAUCUGAUACGGCUCAACCACUCCAAUGUUCCAUUGACAAGUUGAUUGAUGGGAUCCAGUUGGUUGGUAAACAUUAUGGAGAAGUGACUGAUUUGUCCAUGUGCCAAUGGAUGGCCACCCGAUUGGUUUCUGCAUCCACAGAUGGCACGAUAAAAAUAUGGGAAGACCACAAAGCAGUCCCACUAGUGGUGUUGAGACCACAUGAUGGUCAACCUGUUUAUUUGGCCUCAUUCUUGACUGCUCCUCACCGUCCAGACCACAUUAUACUCAUAACAGGGGGACCACUAAAUCGUGAAGUCAAAAUUUGGGCCUCAGGAAGUGAAGAAGGUUGGCUACUUCCAAGUAAUGCCGAUUCUUGGACCUGCACCCAGACAUUGGUCUUGGAGAGUUCUGCUGAAUCUCGAGUUGAGGAGGCAUUUUUUAACCAAGCUUUAGCAUUGUCUCAAGCAGGCCUUGUCUUACUUGCAAAUGCUAAGAAGAAUGCUAUAUAUGCUGUACACUUGGAGUACGGUUCCUGUCCAGCAGCAACACAUAUGGAUUAUAUAUCAGAAUUUACAGUUACCAUGCCUAUUUUGAGUUUUACUGGGACAAGUGACCCUCCUGAUGAACACAUUGUCAAGGUUUAUUGUGUUCAGAUACAGGCUAUUCAGCAAUACGAUUUAGAGUUAUGCCAGUGCAUUCCACCACCACUGGAGAAUGUGGGUUUGGAGAAGUCAAAUUCCAGUCUUUCACAUGAUGUAACUAUCUCUGAAGGCCAUACUGCUUUUAACCUGUCUGGAAGUGGAUCUUCUGAAUUGCUCCAACCUGAUAGAGUUCCCAAACCAUGUACACAAGUAGCUAGCUCUGAAAAUUCAACAGUAGUUAGGUGUCCGCUGCCCUCUGCUUCUACUGAGUCAACUGGUGCACAGGAAUUUAAUACUUUGAAUAUUGUUUCAAAACCUGCUUCUUUGGCAUCAGCAACAAGUGAUGCUGAUAUUGCUUCUGUUGCACCACCACCUCUUCCUCCUAGUCCCAGUUUUUCUAUGAAACUCUCUGGUUUUCAUAGUCCAAGAAAUAGCUUUGAGCCAGCUUCACAGUUCAGUGAGCAUGUUGUAAACCAGCCAGUCACUGAUUAUUCAGUUGACCGGCAAAUGGACACCAUUCAAGCAAAUUUGUGUGCUGUGUCUUUUCCAGAUGUUGGUUCAAGGAUCAAUGAGAAGAAAAAAGCAUCAGAUGAUAUGCCUAGUCCACAUAAUCCUCCAAUUAUUUUUAAGCAUCCAACACAUCUAGUGACUCCUUCAGAGAUAUUGAUGGCUGCUUCAUCGUCUGAAGCUAAUAGUAAAACUGAGGGAGAAUCAAACAUACAUGACUUGGUUGACAAAAGUGAUGUGAUCAAUGCUGAGGUGGAGUUAAAAGUAGUGGGUGAGGCAAGAUCUCAAAAUGAUGAAUUUGGUUCCAAGGGAGAAUCUCAAAACCUCAGGACCGAAAAUAGAGAAAGACUCUUUUGCUCUCAGGCAUCAGGCCUUGGCAUUCAGAUGGCCAGAGAGUCCUGUGGAUUAUCAGGGGACUCAUAUAUCAUGGAGAAAUCCAGGCAAAUAGGUGCUGGUGCAUCAGAACCACUUGCUCAACCUCUUGUUGUAGAGGAAGAAACCCAUGAUACCAGAAAAGAUGUGACUGGAAAACAAUCACCAGCACCAAGUACAAAAGGGAAAAAGCAGAAGGGGAAGAUAUCUCAUGCAGCUGGUCAAUCUUCACCAUCCUCAGGUGUUUUUAACUCAGCAGAAGUGGAUUCUUCCAUUGAACCAGGGAAGAGUUCGAAUCUGCCUUCCACUGAUUCUGCAUUUCCUCAGAUUUUGGUUAUGCAGGGGAUGCUUAAUCAGCUAAUGACCAUGCAAAAGGAUAUGCAAAAACAAAUGUCGAAUAUAGUUAACCUUCCUGUUACAAAAGAAGGACGAAGAUUAGAGGUGUCUCUAGGGCGUAGCUUUGAGAAAGCUAUCAAGGCCAAUGCUGAUGCACUAUGGGCUCGUUUCCAGGAAGAUAAUGCAAAGAAUGAGAAGUUAUCACGAGACCGUGCACAGCAAAUAUCCAAUUUGAUCAAUAACUUUGUAAACAAGGACCUGGCGGUCAUGUUAGAGAAAGUGGUAAAGAAGGAACUAGCUGCUGUUGGACAAGCUGUAACUCGUGCACUUACUCCUGCUAUAGAGAAAACAAUAGCUUCAUCCAUUGCUGAGUUCUUCCAGAAAGCAGUCGGAGAUAAGGUAGUGAAUCAGCUAGAAAAAUCAGUUAAUUCAAAGCUUGAAGCUACAGUUGCCAGACAAAUUCAAGCACAAUUCCAAACUUCUGGCAGGCAAGCUCUCCAGGAUGCUUUGAAGUCUGGUAUUGAAGUUUCAGUGAUCCCUGCCUUUGAGAUGUCAUGUAAAGCAAUGUUUGAGCAAGUGGACACUGCAUUCCAGAAAGGCAUGAUAGAACAUACAAAUGCAGCCCAGCAACACCUCGAGUCUGCACAUUCAUCAUUGGCACAUGUUUUAAGGGAUUCCAUAAAUUCUGCAUCAUCAAUUACUCAAACUUUAAGUGGAGAAUUGGCUGAUGCUCAACGGAAUCUCUUGGCUCUUGUAGCAGCUGGAGCAAGCUCAAAUGCAGUCAGUCCCAUGGUUUCCCAAAUCAGCAACGGACCCUUGAGUGGUCUCCAUGAAAAGGUUGAGGUGCCUCUGGAUCCAACAAAAGAGCUUUCAAGAUUGGCAUCUGAACGCAAAUAUGAGGAAGCUUUCACUAUUGCCCUACAAAGAAGCGAUCUCUCUAUUGUAUCCUGGUUAUGUUCACAGGUUGAUCUACGUGCAAUUUUAACAAUAGUUCCUCUUCCGUUGAGCCAAGGAGUACUGAUUUCCCUUCUGCAGCAGUUGGCUUGUGAUGUCAACAAGGAGACAUCACAAAAACUUGGGUGGAUGACAGAAGUGGCUGCUGCAAUAAACCCAGCAGACCAGAUGAUUGCAAUGCAUGUGCACCCUAUCUUCGAUCAAGUCUAUAAGAUACUGCAUCACCUACACAGCUCACCAAUGAUUACUGGAGCUGAACAUUCCAGUAUUCGCCUUCUGAUGCACGUCAUCAACUCAGUACUGUUGACCUGCAAAUGAUGGUGGUACAAAAGAUACAACACGAUGGCUUUUGAUGUAUAAAUUUCAGGUGGUUAUGAAAGGGGGGCCCUAGUGAUGGGGUGUACAUGUGGGAAAGAGGGUCACCAUUUCCAGUUAGUUGAUAGUGUUAAUUCUAUUUUUCUGCCAUUUUGUGUGAAUAGUCUUUGUAUACCCUAUAGUUGUCAAACCCCAAGCCCCCCUAAUGAGGCAGGAGUUGAAAUAUCUGUUUCAUAGUUCAUACUCUACAUUUCUUAG
This is a messenger RNA of Rubroshorea leprosula, 4564 nucleotides long. The record is from the annotation of a GenBank genome assembly. Lineage: Eukaryota; Viridiplantae; Streptophyta; Magnoliopsida; Malvales; Dipterocarpaceae.